AUGUACUACUAUGGUGAGACCUGGGUCAUGUUCAUCCACUUUAACCUCUGUGGGCCAGAGAGUAGUAAGCCAUAUGCAGUCCAGGAGCUCAAAGCAGUUGCAGGUGUGAUGAUCACUGCAUCUCACAACCGUAAGGAAGACAACGGGUACAAGGUUUAUUGGGAAACUGGUGCUCAAAUCACAUCUCCUCAUGAUAAAGAGAUUCUGAAAUGUAUAGAAGAAUGUGUGGAAUCCUGGAAUGGUUCAUGGAAUGAUAAUUUAGUGGACACCAGUCCACUGAAGAAAGAUCCACUGCAGGACAUUUGCAGGAAAUACAUGGAAGAUCUGAAAAAGAUCUGUUUUUACAGGGAAUUAAACUCAAAGACCACCUUAAAAUUUGUGCAUACAUCCUUUCAUGGAGUUGGACAUGACUAUGUGCAGUUGGCUUUUCAAGUGUUUGGUUUUAAGCCUCCAAUUCCAGUCCCAGAACAAAAAGAUCCUAAUCCAGACUUUUCUACUGUUAAAUGCCCAAACCCUGAAGAAGGAGAAUCUGUGCUGGAACUUUCUCUGAGACUAGCAGAGAAAGAAAAUGCCCGGAUUGUGCUAGCCACAGAUCCUGAUGCAGAUCGACUGGCAGUGGCAGAACUUCAGGAGAAUGAUUGUUGGAAAGUUUUCACAGGCAAUGAGUUGGCUGCUUUGUUUGGAUGGUGGAUGUUUGAUUGCUGGAGGAAGAAUAGAUCAAGAAACGCUGAUGUGAAGAAUGUUUAUAUGUUAGCCACUACUGUCUCUUCUAAAAUUUUGAAGGCAAUUGCACUUAAAGAAGGAUUUCAUUUUGAAGAAACAUUACCAGGCUUUAAAUGGAUUGGAAGCAGGAUAAAAGACCUCCUGGAAAAGGGAAAAGAAGUCCUUUUUGCAUUUGAAGAGUCUAUUGGUUUUCUGUGUGGAACCUCAGUUUUGGAUAAAGAUGGGGUGAGUGCGGCUGUUGUCAUUGCUGAGAUGGCCUCUUACCUGGAAACCAGUAAUGUAACAUUGAAGGAGCAACUAAGUAAAGUUUAUGAAAAAUAUGGUUAUCACAUGUCAAAAACUUCCUAUUUCUUGUGUUAUGAUCCACCUACCAUUAAAAAUAUAUUUGAAAGGCUUCGCAAUUUUGAGUCUCCAAAAGAAUAUCCAAAAUUUUGUGGGAAAUUUGCAAUAUUGCAUAUACGGGAUGUUACCACUGGAUAUGACAGCAGCCAGCCUAAUAAGCAAUCAGUACUGCCUGUGAGUAAAAACAGUCAAAUGAUUACAUUUACCUUUCAAAAUGGCUGUGUUGCUACUCUUCGGACAAGUGGGACAGAACCAAAGAUAAAGUAUUAUGCGGAGAUGUGUGCAUCUCUCACCUGUGUGCAUUUCUCACCUGGCCAGAGUGACACUGCCUUACUGGAAGAAGAAUUGAAGAAUCUCAUUGAAGCUCUGAUAGAGAAUUUUCUCGAGCCCAGUAAGAACGGACUGACUUGGCGGUCUGUGUAGGGCCACAUUAGCGUGCUAUGACUUUGCACCGGCAUAAGGAACAGUGUCCAAGAACUCCAUGCAUUGAACCUGUGUUAGAAUUCUUUCUCUCUCUCUCUCUUCUGGCUAAGUAUCUUUUUCCUUUU
This is a messenger RNA of Castor canadensis (American beaver), 1613 nucleotides long. NCBI's taxonomy places the organism in Eukaryota, Metazoa, Chordata, Mammalia, Rodentia, Castoridae. The record is from RefSeq and is a predicted model, not a curated record.